AUGCACCUGACUACUCGCCGGAAGACUCAUCUCCUGGUCAAAUUCAACGUCGCGCUCUUGGAACGACCUGCGAGAAGGCAGGCACUGCUGGACGCAACCGCCUCCAACAUAGCCGAAAUUUUCUUUAAUGACUCAACUAUCGACGCACAGUGGUCUACACUGAAAACGUCCAUCAGAGAAGCGGCGCUGGGGCAGUUACGUGAGAUUCUUCGCCACAAGAGAGACUGCAUCUCCGAGCGUGCAAUGCAGUUGUCCGCAAAGAAAAGAGAUGCGCGGCUGAUCAAUUCUCCUGAAUUUCGUAUUCUCCGUCGCCAAGCCACACGCUCCGCCAAGAGCGACCGCAAACAAUACUGGAAGGCGAUUGCAGACAGUAUGCAGGCUGCAUCCGUCGCAGCGGACUUUGGAAAGCUAUUCCGUCUAAUUCGUGUCGCAGGAGGAGAGGCAGACAUCGGAACCACUGUUGCGCAGCAUCACAGACCAACUUACUCAGGGAACCGAGCAAAAAAUGCAAAGGUGGGUUGA
Echinostoma caproni is the source of this 522-nucleotide messenger RNA. Lineage: Eukaryota; Metazoa; Platyhelminthes; Trematoda; Plagiorchiida; Echinostomatidae. The record is from the annotation of a GenBank genome assembly.